AUGCCAUUUGGUCUCCGAAAUGCCUCACAAACUUUCCAACGUUUCAUUGACCGUGUUUUGCGCGGCCUUCCAUUUGUUUAUGCAUAUAUUGAUGAUGUUCUCGUCGCCAGUCGAGAUGUGGAGGAACAUCUCCAUCACCUUACUCUGCUUUUCGACCGAUUUCAGCAGUUUGGUGUCACCCUGCAUCCUUCCAAAUGUGUCCUAGGAGCCACUUCUCUUGAGUUCUUAGGUCACCUGAUAGACUCAAACGGUAUUCGGCCUCUUCCCUCAAAAGUUGCCGCCAUUCGGGACUUUCCACCCCCUACCUCGAAGCGUCAGUUGCAACGGUUUCUUGGUAUGGUGAACUUUUAUCGCCGGUUUCUCCCGAACUGUGCCGAUACCAUCCUACCUCUGACCGAUCUCCUCUCAGGUCCCAAACGCACCUUUGAACUUACAUCAGCCGCACUCACGUCAUUUGAGCAGGUAAAAGACCUUCUGGCUGACGCCACCCUCCUGACUCACUUUCACGCUGAUGCACCCAUAUCUUUGAUGGCCGAUGCCUCCAAUGUUGCUGUUGGCGCGGUUCUUCAACAAAGUCUGCCGGAUUCUACCGUGCCUUUGGCUUUCUUCUCCAAGAAACUAUCCAAAGCCGAAACCCGCUACAGCACAUUCGGACGGGAACUUCUCGCCGCUUAUCAUGCCGUAAGGCACUUCCGGCAUUUACUUGAAGGUCGAGAGUUCACCAUUUUCACUGAUCAUAAGCCACUCACGUUUGCGAUGCAUUCCCACUCUGACAAGCUAAGCCCCCGGGAGAUCCGUCACCUGGACUACGUUUAG
Molecule: messenger RNA, 816 nt
Organism: Spirometra erinaceieuropaei
Lineage: Eukaryota; Metazoa; Platyhelminthes; Cestoda; Diphyllobothriidea; Diphyllobothriidae
Source: the annotation of a GenBank genome assembly